Messenger RNA from Caenorhabditis briggsae, 1548 nucleotides. The record is from RefSeq and is a predicted model, not a curated record. Bases 1 to 1548 code for a protein of 515 amino acids. Lineage: Eukaryota; Metazoa; Nematoda; Chromadorea; Rhabditida; Rhabditidae. The transcript is spliced from 11 exons.
AUGCAUUUCCAUCGCCUCUUCAUUCUUCUGUCCGCCAUUUUCGUCCUCUCAAAAGGGACAAGAUGCCGACUACCAUGGACUGGAGUUUGGCUGGAAAAUGGGAAUGAGUUGAAUAUCACACACAAUUCGAUUGGAAAUUUGGGAAAUUGUGUGCAGAGGAGCAGAGAUUUGUUUAUGUUGACUAGUGAUACAUCCCGCGGACCAUGCUACCGAUGUGUCAUUACGUUCCCAGUGCAUGAAAAUGUUCUGCAUUACAAAACAACUCAAUGUGUGUUCGAUCAAGCAAUGGAACUGGAUAAAUGCUCGCACUUGAUGAGUGCGGAUACAACGAUGCACACACUUUUUAGGAAAGAAGCGAUCCCUGUACCUUGCCCAAUUGAAGCUCCAAUGAACUUCACCUACCAAACCAAUCAAGGAAUCUGCAAUAGUCGAACAUCCCAUCUUCACCGAUGUGCUCAAUACGAUCGUCUUGCUCUUCACUACCAAGCGUGUCCAGAGAUCCCAAAUCGGGAGUCAGCGAUUUGGCAAAUGGAAUGUAUAGGAUCUUGGCAAUCAUUUGGAUUGCAUUAUUUUGCUGCAAGGGUUGGGUAUAGUGCCGGAGAGCAAUAUCGAUGUUUUAUCCAUGACAAGUCGGGAAGCAGUGGACGGAUCGGAGAGUCUGCGGACGCUGGAUGCCAAGAGUUGACACACAUUGGAGCAGCGGCAACUACUCUGCAUUAUAGACAAGAUUCCCCGGUUCACUCGGCAUGCGAAUUCCCAAUCAACAUGUACGGAGAAAAGUCUCGAAACUGGGAGUCCAUGUUAUCGGGGACCUAUCAUCGGAUGUACCAUGGCGCGUGGAUUUCAUCAGUGAAAGGUCGCAAUGAUACAGUCUGGACUUGCCUUCAACAGUUUCCGACGGAUCGAGAAGAGCAUUUCACUUUUAGAACAUAUGUGACGAAAGGGUGCAAAGUUGGAUAUCAGUGUGUUAGGUUCCACAUGAGAAAACCGCACAUUGUCCACAUUGAAUUCGGAGAAAUCAACCCAUCUGAAUCUUUCACCGAUUGCUCAGAAUUCGUCGUAGAGACCCGGGACACGUUGAUCCUUCACGGAUCCAAAGAAGCAUGUCCGAUUGGUGGAAAACACUAUUCGAGCCUGUGUCCCGGACCAAUUCUCCAGGUUGGAUGCUCAUCAAAAUACUCGAUGAGUCUGAUUAGAGACUGCUCGUAUCCUGAUGGUGAUGAGAUGACUUGUGUUGCGAAUUUCAAACAUGAAGGUAACGACUUCAUUAUAGCGCGGGACGGUUUGUCGAGGCAAUUGUUUUGCAUGACCUACGUCUCCGAUCGUAUCAAUCUUCUUCGUGUCUACGAUAGAGUGUCAUGUGAAGAUGUCUCUGUGAACAGUGCUACACCAUUUCUUUCCUUGAAUUUUUCUUCAUCAGAUAGCUGCUCUCCUUCACUUCUCACCGGUUUCCUGUAUUCUGCCACCAGUGACGUGGCACCGCCAUGCCAUCAUCCUCAUCUCGUCAUACUUCUAGCCAUUCUGAUUUCAAUCCAGAACAUUCUUUGA